Sitophilus oryzae (rice weevil) is the source of this 737-nucleotide messenger RNA. Its product is annotated as thiosulfate sulfurtransferase/rhodanese-like domain-containing protein 3. Lineage: Eukaryota; Metazoa; Arthropoda; Insecta; Coleoptera; Curculionidae. The coding region runs from base 79 to 570 and encodes 163 amino acids. Gene Ontology annotation, cellular component: mitochondrion. The record is from RefSeq and is a predicted model, not a curated record. Gene Ontology annotation, molecular function: thiosulfate-cyanide sulfurtransferase activity. The transcript has 4 exons.
UAUGGUUUUAUAAGAUAUAGGGGUUGUUAUGUUGAUAUAUUUCCAUUUUGAUUUUAUAAUUUGUUUCUUUAAAAAAAUAUGAAUAGUAGAAUUGUUUUCUUAUCACGUAGCUUUUUAAGAAGCACGUUAAGAGUGAAUUAUGUGUUCAGAAAUGAGUAUAAAUCCAAAGGACCAAAUUAUUUCGCCCCUUUAUAUAUACAACAUCAUUGGUUUUCUACUAAUAAAGGUCAAACAGUUUCUUUUGAAGAAGUCAAACAAAACAGUGUUAAUAAAGGCGUCCUUAUAAUUGAUGUCCGAGAACCAACAGAAUUAAUUGAACAUGGUGUAAUACCAGGAAGUAUUAAUAUACCUUUGGGAGAAGUCGAACAAGUUUUAAGAGAUACAUCUGAUAAAGACUUUCACAAAAAAUAUGGAGUACCAAAACCUACAACAUCUAGCCCUAUAAUUUUCUCUUGUAUGAAAGGAGCAAGAAGUGAAAAAGCACAAAAUUUAGCUUUACAAUUGGGAUAUAAAGAAUCAAAAAACUAUUUAGGUGGUUGGAAUGAUUGGGCAGAGAAAUCAGUCAAAUAGCUUCUAGUCUUGUAUUACAUAUGAACAGCUAAUAUUGCAUUACAUUAAUAUGAAUUAUGCACUUUAAAAAGGUUACUUUGCUAACAGUAGAUUUUCGAAAUCCUUUUAAAUUUCAUUUAGUAAAUAUACAUUUAUAAUAUAGACAACCAAAUAAACGUUAAACUGAU